This is a messenger RNA of Pistacia vera, 966 nucleotides long. RefSeq names its product probable disease resistance protein At1g61310. The transcript has 2 exons. Lineage: Eukaryota; Viridiplantae; Streptophyta; Magnoliopsida; Sapindales; Anacardiaceae. Bases 1 to 966 code for a protein of 321 amino acids. The record is from RefSeq and is a predicted model, not a curated record. Gene Ontology annotation, molecular function: ATP hydrolysis activity; ADP binding.
AUGGUCGAAACUGUCGUGACCGCUGUUUUAGAAGUUGGCAAGUCCUUGGCUUCUCCCAUUGGGCGUCAAUUUAUGUACUUGUACAACUACCGGAGCAACUUUGAGAAAAUGAAAAAAGAAGUUACGAAGCUGAAGGAUGCAAGAGACGAAGUGAAGGAUAAGGUUGAUGCUGCUGUAAAAAAUGUGGAAAAGAUCAAACAUAGUGUUAAGGAUUGGCAGGAGAAUGUGAAUUCCACCAUUGAUGAAGCAGAGAAGUUGAUUCGAAAGAAAGAAACCAGCUACCGAUGUUUCAACUUGAUGACCUCCUACAAAAAUGGGAGGAAAGCAUCGAAACAGGUGGAGGCUCUAAGUGAACUCCUCAAGGACAAAGCAACAUUCGGUGAAGUUUCCCUUCCAACUAUUAUUGAAGACAGACGGUUGAUUAACAACGAUUACAAGGCAUUUGAAUCAAGAAACGCCAUUUUGAAUGAUGUAUUGACGGCAUUAAACGAUGAUGAGAGGAAAACAAUUGGGAUUUAUGGGAUGGGCGGCAUUGGUAAGACCACGCUGGUGAAAGAAAUUGGUAACCAAGCCAAGAAAAAGCAGCUCUUCGAUGAGGUGGUUUUGGUAGAGGUACCUCAGAAUCCCAGCACUGAAAGGAUUCAAGAAGAAGUCGCUCAGCAGUUAGGACUGAAAUUUGAUACCGAGACUGAAAAAGCGAGUAAGUUGUAUGCACGAUUGAAUAACAAGGAGAAGAAGAUCCUAAUCAUAUUAGAUAAUCUUUGGGAAGCUAUUGAUUUGAAGACUAUAGGAAUUCCUGAUGGAGAUGAUAACGGGAGGUGUAAAUUAUUGCUGACAACAAGAGAACGAGAUGUGUUGCUGAACAUGGGUUCAAGAAUUUUCCAGAUUGACAAUUUAAGUGAAGAAGAGAGUUGGAGGCUCUUUAAGAGUACGGCAUGGCCAGAUUAUGAUGAUGAUGGAAUUUAG